AUGUUGUUCUGGGAAGUCGUGCGUACGUCAUCAGAUCGAAGCGACCCUAGACUUCUCGUCCAACUUCUUCACAACACUCAUCCCACUCUGCCUCACAACCUCUUCACACGCACAUCGCAACAAACCAUCGCGGCAUCUCCCCUUCAACAAGCCUGCCCUUUCUUCCUUUAUCAACUCGCACAAGAAUUUCGAAUUUGCAACCCCACGCGGGUGGGAGACAGUGUGCGGCGGGCUCUCGAGUGCACCGCACACUCUUCACUCGAGAGCUCGUCAUUUGUCCUUAUCAACAAGCGGGACAAUGGCGGUACCCGAGUACCGCGACGAAGUUUCCAUCACCUCUCGAUAGCGAACCCCCAUCUUGCUUCCAUUUCCAACUCGUCGCAUCAUUCUCAGCAAGAAGAAUCCGACCAAGAGCAGCGACACGGGAUAUCAACUACUGAGAAUCCGCAUUCGCUAUCACACUCACAAUCGCCGCCCCUCGCCCAGCUUCUCAUUCCCAACUCGUCGCAGCUUUCUCAGCAAGAACCCGACCAGAAGCACCACCACACAAUAUCAUGUUCACCCGAGAGUCUGCAUAUUCUCGUCGGGGCCAGCACAGUUCCUCAGUAUCGCAAUGAAGGUAAGCCAACAGAGCGAUCAUACUCCCUGAACCUUGAUGAUCACUGA
Fusarium tjaetaba is the source of this 666-nucleotide messenger RNA. RefSeq lists its product as uncharacterized. The transcript has 3 exons. The record is from RefSeq and is a predicted model, not a curated record. NCBI's taxonomy places the organism in Eukaryota, Fungi, Ascomycota, Sordariomycetes, Hypocreales, Nectriaceae. The coding region runs from base 1 to 666 and encodes 221 amino acids.